Glycine soja is the source of this 1079-nucleotide messenger RNA. RefSeq lists its product as uncharacterized. The transcript has 3 exons. Bases 271 to 777 code for a protein of 168 amino acids. The record is from RefSeq and is a predicted model, not a curated record. Lineage: Eukaryota; Viridiplantae; Streptophyta; Magnoliopsida; Fabales; Fabaceae.
AGACACAGAUAGUUGUGUUGUGUUGUAUAAUCAGUGACCCUAAUCUCAUUUCUUUUCUUGCGCCGAAACAUCCUCUCAAGUCUGAAAACCUUUAAGAUAUUAUGUCGCGCUCUUGCCGUCGCUGCUCUCGCUGUUGAUCCUCCCGUUUUGAACUCACCGAUCCAAGUUCACUUUCAUCUACAACUACUCUGAUACACCGUGAAGCCAACGGCGGCCAAGACUUGUACGGCAUUAGUCCUUGUGGCGUUUCAGCUUUAGGAGUUAUCAAUUAUGGGUGAGUUUACAAUUCAGAUUAGCAACGACCUUGUUAAUCAACUUGUUGAUGAUGCGGUCCCGAAGAAAAAAACCAGAAAGACUAGACGGAAGGUGGCAAGAGAGACUGAAAAGCCCCAAUCUAAUGAAACUAUAAAGCCUGAUAGUGCAGUUACUCCAGGGUGGCCUGUGCAGUCCCCUUUAUUUCUACCUGCAACAUUGCCUGUACAACCGGUCCAUUCAGAGUUAGAAGGUAUUCAGUCUGUGCUUCAGGAAAGUGAGAGGGUUUUGGAAAGAUUGCAGAAGCAAGAGGAGAAUAUGUUGCAGGAAGUAACCCAAAAGGCAAAGGAUCUUCAUGAUAAAGAGUAUAAGCUUCCUAACCCAAAGCCUGAGCCUUGCAUGGCCGAGAGACUUGCGACCUUAUCAUGUUACAAGGAACAUAUCAAGGACCCCUUGAAGUGUGCCAGUCUUGUUACCGGUUUUGCUGAUUGCCUGCGUAGGUUUGGCCGUUUAGGUGACAAGUAAGUUAUACUGAGAAGUGGUUUAAAAGGAAAUUCGUGUGUGCCAAAUGCAAAUAAUUACUAGUGAACUACAUACUGACAAAUACUCAUUUGUUACGGCCAAUUUUGUGUAAUCUCAUUCCCAACAUUAAACUACAAGCUCAGAAUAAGUGACCUAUUCGUCGUUUGGAAUCUGAACAUUUUCUGUUAUUUUCGUGCCCUACCGUUCUGUCAAGUUGGCCAGUUUUAUAUAUACACACAUGUAUAUGCCAGUGAUGCUACUAAUUCGAAAAAAUAUAGAUGCUACAAGCCUACAAGUUCUAUUAA